Messenger RNA from Halichondria panicea, 2343 nucleotides. RefSeq names its product eukaryotic initiation factor 4A-III. Bases 71 to 1294 code for a protein of 407 amino acids. Gene Ontology annotation, cellular component: nucleolus; catalytic step 2 spliceosome. Gene Ontology annotation, molecular function: RNA helicase activity; mRNA binding; ATP binding. Lineage: Eukaryota; Metazoa; Porifera; Demospongiae; Suberitida; Halichondriidae. The record is from RefSeq and is a predicted model, not a curated record. The transcript is spliced from 12 exons.
UCGACCUUUGCUCCACGUGCAGUUGAAGAGAAGGUGUGUGUUGAUCAAGUAUUUUUUAAAAGGAGAAGCUAUGGCUAGCAGAGGAAUAGAGACGUCACAGAGGAAAGCACUGCUGGGAGAUGACGAUGCCACUAUGGUGUUUGAAACGAGCAAGGAUGUCAAUGUUGUCUCAACGUUUGAUGCGAUGAAUAUUCGCGAGGACUUAUUGAGAGGCAUCUAUGCUUAUGGCUUUGAGAAGCCAUCGGCCAUCCAACAACGAGCCAUCCUCCCGAUAAUCACAGGGAGAGAUGUCAUUGCACAGGCGCAGUCUGGUACUGGCAAGACGGCUACUUUCUCCAUUGCUGCCCUACAAAAGCUUGAUAUUCAGACGAGGGAAACGCAGGUCCUUGUCCUCUCCCCCACGAGGGAGCUGGCCUUGCAGAUACAGAAGGUGGUCCUGGCUCUGGGGGACUACAUGAGUGUGCAGUGUCAUAGUUGCAUUGGAGGAACCAACGUGGGAGAGGACAUCAGGAAGCUGGACUAUGGACAGCACAUUGUGUCAGGGACUCCAGGACGUGUGUUUGAUAUGCUCCAGCGACAAAACCUCAGGACAAGGAACAUGAAGAUGCUGAUUCUGGAUGAGGCUGAUGAGAUGCUCAACAAAGGCUUCAAGGAACAGAUCUAUGAAGUGUAUCGUCACCUCCCCCCGUCCACACAGGUGGUCCUGGUCAGUGCUACUCUACCACACGAGAUUCUGGAGAUGACAAAGAAGUUCAUGACUGAACCCAUCAGGAUCCUAGUCAAGCGUGAUGAGUUGACACUGGAGGGAAUCAAGCAGUUCUUUGUGGCGGUAGAGAAAGAGGAGUGGAAGUUUGACACACUCUGUGAUCUCUACGAUACACUCACCAUCACCCAGGCCGUGAUAUUCUGUAACACUAAGCGGAAGGUUGAGUGGUUGACUGAGAAGAUGAGAGAGGCUAACUUCACUGUGUCCUCGAUGCAUGGAGACAUGCCACAGAAAGAGAGGGAGGCCAUCAUGAAAGAGUUCAGGGCUGGGGAGAGUCGAGUUCUAAUCACUACUGAUGUUUGGGCGAGAGGUAUCGAUGUGCAACAAGUGUCUCUUGUCAUUAACUACGAUCUCCCUAACAACCGAGAGCUCUACAUUCAUAGGAUUGGACGCUCUGGUCGCUAUGGGAGACGAGGGGUGGCCAUCAACUUUGUAAAGAAUGAUGAUAUUCGUAUUCUGCGUGAUAUUGAGCAGUACUACAGUACACAGAUCGAUGAGAUGCCCAUGAACAUUAACGAGCUUAUCUGAACAGCCCCUCCUACUAUACUGCACAUGACUGGAACUGUCCUUUAGUUAUGUAACUUAUUUCUUAUCACGUGCAUGGCUGAGAGUGUCACGAGUCUGUUGCCUUGUUAUUACCUACUACUACAUGCAUCUUUAUACUUUCCCGUUGAAUAUGAAUACGAAUAAUUAUAUAUGCUCUGUCAAAAACAAAUGCCAUGAACACACAAACAGAAUGAUAUAAACUAUAAUACAGCUAUUAAACUAACUAACUGAUGUGUUCCAGUGUCCCUUGCUUGAUGAGGUGUUCACACUGAGAUCGAAGGAGAUAGUGUUGACUCCCCACUCUCAGUUGUAUGAUCGUCCCAUCCUCUGUCUCAAAUUCUCCAUAGUCAGUCAGACAUCGGACCUCUAUAUACGAGCUCUUUGGUGGUUGCAUGUACUGCGUGAGAUCAAGUCCUUUGAUCUUCCUCAUGUAGUUGGCCAAUGAACGAUUGUAACGGUUGAACCACUGCACCUCUUGUUCACACAGACAUAGCUUAAACUCUGGAGGCAGCACACUUCCCACCUCCCAGCGAUAGUCCCGUAUCUUGGUCAUCCUAUUAUAGACGUACGCCAAGAGACAUCUGUGAUUUCUCUCAAGGCAAGCAUGUCGUAGUUGUAUACCAGAGACAAGACCUUGCUCACCAUCCGUGGUGGCUCGCACUUCCAACUGGUUCUGUUCAAACAGCGCCUGCAUCUCCUCAAUGAUCUGUCUAAUGGUGUCCUCAUUGUAAGGUGGCAGCGUUCCUUCUCUGCAUCGUCGCAACUCGCGCAGCAACUCCAGGGCCUUCUCUCCAAACAUGUUUGUUGGUGGGCUACAAUUAGAGUCAUUAGUAGGUGUGUCUAGUUUUGUAUGUUUUAUGGUAUUUGUAGCUUCUUUGCUCUCUGAAGGAUUACUGCCUCACAAGAAAGGCUGAGGGAACUACCAGUACCAGUUUACAGUAUUACCAGAUCCCAAGACCUGUGUGGAAAGUCAAAACAAUAAAGAGACAAGGCUAUGGACCCAAAGGCUCCCACCACCAGCCCACCUCAAG